Molecule: messenger RNA, 1408 nt
Organism: Euleptes europaea (tarantolino)
Lineage: Eukaryota; Metazoa; Chordata; Lepidosauria; Squamata; Sphaerodactylidae
Gene: ZCWPW1
Product: zinc finger CW-type and PWWP domain containing 1
Exons: 13
Coding region: 1-1404 (467 amino acids)
Cellular component (GO): nucleus
Molecular function (GO): zinc ion binding
Source: RefSeq, a predicted model, not a curated record
AUGAAAGGUCAAGAUAAGAAGCAGGAGAGAAGCACUAAAGUAGAAAAGGAAGGAAAGCACAAGAAGGAUCGAGACAUUACCAAGAAUGAAGACGAUUGCCUCAAGGACUCAGUAUUUGAAGAGAUUGUUGAGAGUGUACUUAAGAAGUCUUUGGAGGAGUGCAUAGAAGACUUUAGGAAGAUAGCUCCUUCAGCUGAGGAACACAGUCUGGGAAGAGAGACUGUGGAAGCCUUUCCACCUACAAAGGAAGCUGUCUCUGGAAAAGCAGGCAGGGAUGAAGGUGGGAUGAUGCUUCUAGAAGCAGAACAACAGGAGCCUCGGCCCGAGAAGAGGAGACACAGCAGGCUUCCUCUGAAGGACAAAAAUGAGAAAAAUGAGAACCCAGAAGCAGACAAUGGGGGGCGUAAAGAAAACCGGAAAGGAGCGCCCAAGAAAAAAGUUCAAGGCAACGCCCAGAUCAUUCACCAAGAGGAAAAGCGAAAGGAGGGGGAAGAGAAGGAGGCAGCAGAUGAAGGAAGUGAUUCAUGUUGGUGUGUGGUAUGGGUUCAGUGCUCCUCUCCAGCCUGUGGGAAGUGGAGGCGCAUCUGCAGUGACAUAGACCCAUCAGUUCUGCCUGAUGACUGGUCCUGCAGCCAGAACCCAGAUCUUCAGUACAACAGCUGCAGCGUUCCUGAGGAAACGUGGUCGGGGUCUGAGAGUGAGGUGGUCUACGCAGUUUAUAUUCCUGGGUCAAUUGUGUGGGCCAAACAGUAUGGAUACCCAUGGUGGCCUGGUAUGAUAGAAGCCGAUCCUGACAUUGGAGAAUAUUUCCUAUUUUCUUCUCGUACAGAUUCACUUCCUUCCAAGUACCACGUGACAUUUUUCGGUGACUCCGCGUCCCGGGCUUGGAUCUCUGCUUCUAUGCUGAGGAACUUUGGCGAACCAAAUGCAGAGGAAAAUUGUCUGGCUAAGCCCAAGAGCAAAGGUGACAGGAAGAAUCUGGAAGGUGCUCAAAAGAUGGCUAAGGAAGCAGAGCAAAUAAGCAUUCAGGAGAGAAUAAGAAUAUUUGGAUUCUGCAGCCGGUUCAAUGGGAAAGACCACAAAGGUCCUAAGAUGUCAUUUAUUGUGCCAAGGUGUAAGGAUGCUAAAGCCAAACAACCCAGUUCCUGUACAGACAGCAGCAAUGCUAACUUAUUGCCAUCUGGCCAUCCCGCUGAGAAGGGUAGCUUGGACAAGGCUGAAACCUCUCAGGUGGCAGAAAAGUAUCUGGUGUUGAAUAAUGUCACUGUGAGACAUGAGGAGUCGGAUGCGUUGAAGGCAUUUGGAGAUGAAGAAGAAAUUUUUGGCAGCCAGGAAAUGACUGUCUUUGCUGAGGAGAAAAAUUACUCUCCUGAAGAGUUCUCUUUGGCCUUGUUUGAAGAGUAGCACU